This is a messenger RNA of Zea mays, 982 nucleotides long. RefSeq names its product golgi transport 1 protein B. Gene Ontology annotation, biological process: retrograde transport, endosome to Golgi; endoplasmic reticulum to Golgi vesicle-mediated transport. The record is from RefSeq and is marked validated. NCBI's taxonomy places the organism in Eukaryota, Viridiplantae, Streptophyta, Magnoliopsida, Poales, Poaceae.
AUUCUCACGGGCAGCAGUUCUGCCAGUUCAACUUGAUCCGCGCUUCUCGUGUCCCCUGCCCCUUCUGUCCUCGCCACCGCCCAGCUUCUCCUCAGUCCUCACCCUCGUGUGCCUUCGGAUCCGCGGUUCUCGGAGUCGGAGAUAGUUGCAGGUGGUGUCUGGUCGCUUGCGGUAGCCGGUAGGCGGGUUCGCUGCGGGUGGUCGGCGGCGCGAUGGUUUCCUUCGAGAUGAACGACCUCAAGAAGAUUGGGCUGGGCUUGACUGGAUUUGGAGUUCUAUUCACAUUGCUCGGGAUCAUUAUGUUGUUUGACAAGGGAUUCCUGGCGAUGGGGAAUAUUCUCUUCGUUUCUGGCGUCUUACUGACCAUUGGGUUGAAGCCAACUGUGCAGUUCUUCACCAAGCCUAAGAAUCACAAGGGUUCAAUAUUUUUCGGGUUUGGCUUUUUCCUGGUUCUCAUUGGAUGGCCUGUCUCAGGAAUGCUGGUGGAGUCGUAUGGCUUCAUCACGCUCUUCAGCGGCUUCUGGCCAACAGCUGCUGUUUACCUGCAAAAGAGCCCCUCCUUCGGUUGGAUAUUCCACCACCCUCUUGUGACUUCGCUGAUCACUCGGUUCAGAGGAAGACGGGUCCCGGUGUGAGUGGAUAGGAUCACCCCGAGGGCAUGCGAAAUCGCCUCUACUGUACAGAAGUAGGCCAAUUGACAUAUGCACUUUAUUCGUUUAUGUUCGUCGAUUCUACCUGGUUUAAAGAGAGACUAAAAGGUGGCCGCUGUUGCUGGUAUUGGAUCUUCCUACGCUGCUACCAGUAGUCUGUCCAUAGCGUAACUACAUUGAUUGCAAGAGAGCAUCUGUCGGUUGUUAAUAAAUAGGCAGAUGUAUCGAUGGUGAUAACAUGGUGCUUUCUCUGAAUGACGAUGGCUGAGGGAGCUGUGAACUGGUUUGGAAACCAGCCAGCUUGUGAGAGACAGUUGUGUUACACUGCUACU